Messenger RNA from Neurospora hispaniola, 897 nucleotides. RefSeq lists its product as uncharacterized. The transcript is spliced from 2 exons. The record is from RefSeq and is a predicted model, not a curated record. NCBI's taxonomy places the organism in Eukaryota, Fungi, Ascomycota, Sordariomycetes, Sordariales, Sordariaceae. The coding region runs from base 219 to 686 and encodes 155 amino acids.
GUACCAAGUACGGAGCCUCCGGUCGGUACCAUGUGAAAGUGAAAAAGUUUCAUUUCGUCUCGAGAACAUCAAUCUUGAGAGUCCAUCCGAGCCUCGAACUCGCAAGGCGCCGAUGCCGAUAGUGUGUCGUCUUUCCCCGGCCACAUUCCGGUCCGGCCAGUCUUGGAAGUGCCCAUCCGCACGGUACCGUAUCGCCACUACCACCUCAUUCUCCGUCCAUGUACUUGCUACGCAGACACAUGACCACCCUCACCACACCCCAUUGUCCUCUUUCCCAUCCAAUUCCCCGGUCCAUACCCCAGAGUGCAAUCUCAUCGGUCGUUCCCAACAACUGCAAAUCUAGCAGCAAUCCUUGUCUCACAUCCCGCCGUUACUACACGUGUAGUCUAUGUCGGCCUCAGCUCAUGGCUGCUUCGGGGCUCAUGGUAUUGGCACUGUGCAGCAUUGUUUCGUUUCAAUCCACCUUCCCCCGUGCUCCGUCGGUAACUCCCUCCGGUCUAUCACUAUCCUAUGAUAUCCCCCCGAUGGUCUUCGGACGUCCUCCCGGUCCGGAAUUUUCUUGGGCCCGGGGCACUAUUGGACACGGGACGUACGGGCUAGAGAGCAAGGUGUUAGGCUUGAAUAUGUGCUGGCCUUUCAUGGCCAAAGAGGCGAACAAACAGCCACGACUCUCGAAGCUAGUCUGACUAGACUGGAGAACACCCUUGAUCAACUGUUGGCUUCCAUGGAGGAGGAGGAGGUUGUCGAGGGUCAGGGCCAAGACAGCCAAGGCAACGCCAACGGCAAGGGUCAACAAGAUCAGAGCAAGGGCAAGGAUGAGAAGUAAAAGGCAAAAAAAGUCUCCGAACACACAAGGGUGUGGACGUGUAUGUGAAGGGGAGGUGCUUCGUUCCGUUG